Molecule: messenger RNA, 2188 nt
Organism: Paramormyrops kingsleyae
Lineage: Eukaryota; Metazoa; Chordata; Actinopteri; Osteoglossiformes; Mormyridae
Source: RefSeq, a predicted model, not a curated record
UUCGACUUCCGGAAUUAGCACUCGGUUUAACGUCACACUUUCAGUUUCUUGGUGGGUGAGCGAAACAUAUCGCUUGGAGAGACUAUACUCACUGCAGAGCAUGGAACUGUCCAGCGAUGAUGCAGAAAGGCCAAACUUGGAGGAGAAAGAAAUUCAGACAGAAUUCUGGACAGCAGAAAAUGCAGCAAACACUGAAACAGAUUGGGAGUCCCAAAUGAGUUCGUUGGAGAACUCCAGUGCACAGCUGACCCUGCAGUAUGAGGCCCUGCACAAAAAGCAGAAGGAGGACCAGGAUCAAGAUGAAAAACAAAUUCAGCUUCUGCAGCAAAAGAGGGAUGAUGCCAUUCGACAGCAUAAGGCCUUGUUUGAAAAGAUGGAGUCCCUGCGAGUAAAGCUCCAGCUCAACUGUUACAAGACGACUCGCAAGAACUUUACUGUGAAAAAGGUGGAGCUGACUGGAGAGCGGGAUCGAUUGAAGGAGGAAACCAGCAGACUUGGAAAAGACCUGGAAGAGGUGGACAGAAAUCUAAGGUCACUAAUAGAAGAACAAGGGGAAGAAAAAAAGACAGUGCAGCGCGAGUUAGAGGAUCUGCGUGAAAUGUUGAAUAGAACUACAAAGGAAUAUGAAAAAGAUCGAAAAAAUGCUCUGAGAGAUGAGGAAGCCAGCCUGAAUAUGCAGAAGGAGAUGCUCACAUCCCAAGUGAAAGACUGGCUGUCUGAUGCUGAGCAAUAUCUCAGUGCAAUCCGGUCAGAUGUGUCCCAAGAAGACAUGCAGCAAAGGCGAGGAUGGGACAGCACGGUGGAGGCCGUCCGUAGCAGCUUAGAUACCAUGCAGGAUCAGUUCACUGAGUAUCUACACUUGGUCCAGCAAGGCCAGCAUCUGGACAGCCUGCCCCCAAUCACUGCUCCCUCCCUGCCUCCCAUCCCCCCCAUUGACUUAAUUACUGGACCAAGGGCAUCUCGCCAGCCAACACAUAUGCCGUCACACAGUCAAUCACUUCCUGCCCAACAAUCACUCCCUGCCCACCCCCCCUCAGCUGCCGCCCCAUAUGAUCACACGCGGCCGAGCCCCCAGCUUGGAAGCUUGGCCUAUCAGCCCGUCCCCUCCUCAAGCUCACACGCCACACCUUUAAGCAAGACUAACUCUGUUUCCAAAGCCGUGUCGUCCCCCAAGCACGUUCGCAUGGCACCACCUACAUCAGCAGCAGCAGCUCCCACGGGCAACGUCCAGCCUGUAGCUAAACUGGAGAAGCUCCUGGAGAAUCUGGGAGCCCAGUUCUCUCAAUGCAGCAGGAGGCAGCUGAUGUCCGUGCUGCAGGAAAUUAAGUCGUCCCGCGGCACUCUGGCAGGGCUCUCGGUUGAAGAGUUGAACCAACUGGUGGCACAGAGAUUAAUCCAAAGUGAUAAACCGGGCCCAGCUGCGUUCAUCCAAAUGAGGCCAACACGGACUGCGUCUCCAGUUGGGUACAAGCUUUGUUUGAUGUGCCAAAACCAAGUAGAUGCUGCGACUCAGCACCUUAUGAGCUGCUCUCACACCGUACACAAGGAGUGUAUCAGUGUUUGGCUGCAGUCCAGCAGGAACAAUGUCUGUCCCUUCUGUCCAUCAAAAUGACCAAACAACAAGAACACGAUGGAGGAAUUGGAGAAGACUGCAGUAUCUAAACGCUUUCUUCAUUUCGGCUUACUCAGAUAAUCUUACUGUUUUGUAAAAUUAAAAUCAAUGGAAAUCAACUUACUUUCAACACCUCGUUGGUAUAGUUUUGUAUGGGUGACAGAGUAAUGCAAGAAGAAUGACCCCUGUUUGAGAUGGAGGUAUCUAGAAUUCUUCACCUUUCCCUGAAAACAAUGUGUACUGGUAAUUUAUAAAUUCUGUAGAAGUAGAGUAAGAACUUAAUGCAACUAAAUACCUCAAAUCCCUCUAUAGUUCACAAAUAUAUACUUUAAAAGGAUAAUUGGCAUGUCCUAAUUCUACUGAAUCUACAGUUACUCAAUCAGUAAGCAUUAUUAUUAUUAAUGUUACUGAUUGGUGAUGUGGAUGUCAUACUGGAAAAUGGGUAGAUGUCAUUGUGGGAAGGUCUUAAUGUAUGUACACCAUUUAAAUAUUUGAUUGCUGAGGCAAAGGGGAAUUGUGAUUCUUUUGUAUUUGCUUUAUUGUCUGUGAAAUAAAGCAGAAAGAGAGCCAUCUUGA